Messenger RNA from Candidozyma haemuli, 1764 nucleotides. RefSeq lists its product as uncharacterized. NCBI's taxonomy places the organism in Eukaryota, Fungi, Ascomycota, Pichiomycetes, Serinales, Metschnikowiaceae. Gene Ontology annotation, molecular function: tripeptide transmembrane transporter activity; dipeptide transmembrane transporter activity. The transcript has a single exon. The coding region runs from base 1 to 1764 and encodes 587 amino acids. Gene Ontology annotation, biological process: transmembrane transport; oligopeptide transport. The record is from RefSeq and is a predicted model, not a curated record. Gene Ontology annotation, cellular component: plasma membrane; fungal-type vacuole.
AUGUCUGCUCAGACUGGCGAUGUGCUUGCGAUGAACGUGGAAAAGUCCGUGGCGGUCCAGGAAGCUCAGGCCCAGGAUUCUGCCUCCUCUACUGAAAAACUUCCCUUGGAAACUGUCGAUAAGGUUUCUUCAUCUACUGACUUGGAACUGCAAGAUGAAGGCAGAGAACCAACACCAGAAGAGAUGAAGACGUUGCGCCAUGUUUCUGAAAAAAUCCCUCUUUCGUGUUGGCUUGUAGCCAUUGUGGAGUUGGCGGAACGUUUCUCCUACUACGGCUUGUCUACACCGUUCCAGAACUACAUGCAAAAUUCUCCAGACGAUAAACCCAAGGGUGUGUUGAACUUGAAGAACUCGGGUGCUACGGCUUUGUCGUACUUUUGGCAGUUCUGGUGCUACGUGACGCCUAUCUUUGGUGCUUGGCUCGCUGAUACAUACACUGGCAAGUAUAAUGCUAUUUGUAUUUUCUGUGGUAUCUACUUGGUGGGUAUUUUGAUCUUGUUUAUUACGUCUUUGCCGCUGGUGGCUUCUCAUAACACUUCUUUGGGUGGUUUCAUUGUGGCCAUUAUCAUUAUCGGUUUGGGUACUGGUGGAGUCAAGUCGAAUGUGUCUCCAUUGAUCGCUGACCAGAUUCCAAAGACUAAGCCAGUGAUUAAGGUGUUAAAGUCUGGUGAAAGGGUUGUUCAGGACCCCAACAUCACCAUCCAGAACGUCUUCAUGUUCUUCUACCUUAUGAUCAACAUUGGCUCGCUUUCGGUCAUUGCAACCACCUCUUUGGAACACAACGUGGACUUCUGGGCUGGCUACCUUUUGCCCUUGUGUUUCUUCUGUAUCGCUCCGCUUGUGUUGCUUUUGGGUAAGCCUUACUACGUCAAGGUGCCUGUGGGAGAACAGGUGAUUGCCAGAGCGUUCAAGGUUUCGUACCUUGCCAUCAAGAACAAGUUCAACUUUGACGCUGCCAGACCUUCGCUUAACCCAGACGCCAAAUACCCCUGGUCUGAGAAGUUUGUGGAAGAAGUCAGAAGAUCCGUCUACGCUUGUAAAGUGUUUGUGUUCUACCCUAUCUACUGGUUGGUUUACGGUCAGAUGAUCAACAACUUUGUGUCCCAGGCUGGCCAGAUGGAGCUCCACGGCUUGCCUAACGAUAUCUUGCAGGCCAUCAACGCCUUGACGAUUAUUAUUUUCAUUCCAAUCUGUGAACGGUUUGUGUAUCCGUUUAUCAGAAGAUUCACUCCAUUUAGAGCUAUUACUAAGAUCUUCUGGGGCUUCAUGUUUGCUUCCAGUGCCAUGGUUUACGCUGGUGUUCUUCAGCACUUUAUCUACCAGCAAGGCCCAUGUUACGAUAUGCCUAAGGAGUGUGCUGAGGAGUUCAGAACGGUUCCUAACCAGAUCCACGUUGCUAUCCAGACUCCUGCUUACUUCUUGAUUGGUAUGUCUGAAAUCUUGGCUUCUAUUACUGGUUUGGAGUACGCCUACACCAAGGCCCCAGUUUCGAUGAAGUCGUUUAUCAUGUCGCUUUUCCUUGUCACCAAUGCGUUUGGUUCUGCUAUUGGUAUUGCUCUUUCGCCAACCGCCGAGAACCCCAAGUUGGUCUGGACCUACACUGGUUUGGCGGUGUCUUGUUUCAUUGCUGGCUGUCUUUUCUACAUUAUCUUCCGUCAUUAUAAUGAUAAGGAGGAUGAGUUGAACCAGUUGGAUUAUAUGGAAGACGAUGAGAUCAGGUUGCAGCCGAUUACUUCUAUUCUGGAGAGUUUGGCUGCCCGGUAG